AACGCGCGCAAGCGUCCUUUCGUCACGCAAAUUAACAAAUCAACAUUACGUCCUAAAAACAGCCUACAGCUCAAUAAAAUUGAUCGUAACAAUAGUGUAAACGUUUGCUAAAUCAAAUAAUGUUAAGUUAAUUAAAGGGCACGAGAUAAUUAUCAGACCGUGACACGAGCCACCUCAUAUGAACUUUGGUUCAAUUGGUGAAAGUCCGCGCAUGCUCAAUGCAAUUUCGUGGUGUUUUAUCAACAUAACAAUUUCACAGCUCGUCUCAGUGACGCAGGGAGUUUCAUCCGCCGCCGGUUUUCCGGCUGGCACUAAAAUGCAUCCACUUUUAAUUUCCCUAGAAUUAAACCCUACCAUUAGAUAAAGAACUAUAAAUUAAAAUUCAAAUGACCUUUAAAGUUCUAUGUCAAUUGUUGUUUAGUGAUUAAGGAUAAUUAUGUAGAGGAAAUUGUUUUAGGUAAAUCUGUUAGCAGGUAGUAAAUAUAAACAUAAUGCCGGACUGGUGGUGGCUGGUAAUGGCGGCGCUGUUUGGAGCGGUAUCGGCGCUCGCCGUGCCGAUAGCAUUGUUCCUGUACUUUAUCCGGCCCUUCGAGAAGAAACCUCCCAUGGAGGAAGAUUUUAGCAUACCUAUUACUUUACCGCCCGAGAUCCUAAACGAAUUAACGCGCGGUGCGGGCAGUACUCCCGAAGGAGCUCUCAACGCAAUGCUCCAAUUCAUAUUCCAGCAGAGUACAGCGGAUACACGAUGGUUGCGAAGACGUAUGGCCAAUGAACUGGCUGAAUUACUAGCCAAAACUUCUUCUGGAAAGAUCUUCGAAUCGCUGACGUUGCGGUCAUUAGAAGUAGGUACAGAAUUUCCCAGCAUUUCCAACCUUCGUCUUGUAAGUGGCGAGCUUGAAGAAGACGGAGCUAGGCUGCGUUCCUUGGACUUGAGACUGGAUCUAGCAUAUGAUGGAAGUUUUAGAAUCGAAGUGGAUGCGGUUAUGCUUCUUGGAAAGAUAGCUAAUAUCUCUAUCACUGUUGAAAGCAUCAGCGGCAACGUCCGUGUGAUGUUCCGGCGCACUCCAUACACGCACUGGGCGCUCGCGUUCGAGACGCCUCCCAAACUGGAGCUGCGCGUGCGAGGCCGCUUCCAAGGGAGACAGCUCAAGCCGAGACUCGCCGCGCUAGUCGCCGCCCAUAUACGGCGAGCGGUCGCGCAGAGACACACGCUUCCUAAUUACAAAAUACGGUAUAAACCAUUCUUCCCGAAAUCUGAGCCAGGGAGUACAGAAGGUGAGGAUGGACCGACACCUCAUGGACGACUGACUGUGAGGCUGGUGGAAGUGAGCCGAUUGUACUGGUCGGGAAACAAUGGGAUUGUGCGAGCGGCCCUGGCGGUGGAUUCUCAUGCUUGGGUAUCGCUGCGGCGUGGCGUACUAGUACUAGACGUAGUGUUGCCAGCAGUAACAGGACCGCUUGGGCUCGUGUGUUGCCAGGGAGUGGGCGUAGUGUUAGUGGACACAGUGGUGCCAAUGUCACCGGCUUAUAGAGCUGAUUUGCGGCGAGAUGAUGUAGUACUGGCUAUUGAUAAUAAGCCAGUUGCCAAUGUCGCUCAGGUAGGUAAACUGCUCAGAAGUGUAGAAAGGCGUGCAGUAACAGUGCGGGUGAGGCGCGGUGGAGCGGGCGGCACUGCCCGCAGGGACGACGAGCCGAAACGACUGCGGACUAACUUCUCCUUCCGAAGGGUCUCGGAGGUCAUGGAGGGGGUACGACUGCAGGGCAUGCGGUCUGCGGCCUCUAAGAACAACAUACAUGAAACCGACUCCCCAUCGAAAACUAUAGAAGCCCAAAACGAGAAUGAUGUACAAGGGAAACAGAAAAUUGAAAUAGCUCGUCAACUCACUAAAGUCACUGAUCAAAUAGGUCCAACAAACUUUGGCUUACGUAAACGUCGAUGUUCUGUUGAAAAUAAGUCUUCCGAUAGUUCGGCUGGGAGCACCCCUCCCGCAUCUGGCGCCAGCACACCGUUGAGACAAGUGACGACAACGAACAAAACCGUCAAACAUCCAGACAUUCCAAUCAUUAGGACAGAUUCUUCAGAAUGCAGAGUUUCAGAGAAGGAGGUAACUGCAGAAGAAGAUGAACAAGCUUUUGAAACUGGAGGUCCGAGACAGACCGAGCAUGUCGAAAUUUGUCAAAUGUUUUGGACAAAAAGCGUCCAAUUAAAACCAAUCAUUCCCUUCGACGAAGAAACAGAUUUCAAGCUAAAUGAGAAUCAUAAAUAUCUUAACAUCAAUGUUUGGGUCACAGUGCCAGGCGAAAAGGAAGAAGUAUUGUUGGGAUAUCUGAAUAUUCCAUUGGCAGCGUUACUUUCUGAAUGUCAAGACUCUACAGUUCCUCAUCAUAUGAAGCGAUAUCAAUUCUUGCCCCCCGAUGUUGAUAUUAAGUUCAGCAAAAGCCACAAGCUAGCAUCGCACGCGGGCUUCGAGCCGUGCCUGUGCUUCGGCGACGCGCUCGUGUGGUGGGAGUGGGAGGGCGGCGGCGCGGCCCGCAGCGCCCCGCGCGCGCGCGCCCCCGUGCCUCCCCGCGCCGCGCCCGCGCCCGCCGCGCACGACUUCGUGCGCACGCACUUCCACCGCUCCACGCAGUGCGACUUCUGCAACAAGAAGAUCUGGCUAAAGGAUGCAAUGCAAUGUCGGAACUGCGGACUGUGCUGUCACAAGAAAUGUGUUGCCAAGUGUCAAGAAUCCUCUCCAUGUGUGCCGAAACAAGAUAGAGAGCCUUCAACGGGUUCCGGGUGCCAACCACCAGAGCUCAUCAUGACCGAGGCUGAUGUUAUAGAUCCUGACUCUGAUGAUGAUGAAAAAGCCGAAAGAAAAGAUUCCCUUGAUGUUCACGAAGAAGUGGGUGGAGCAAUGAGUGCGCUGGUUGCAGGGCUUCGGCGCGCCGGCUCCGCGCACUCACUGUCCGCGCCCAAAGCCAAUGCCUCUUCGAGAUCGCUCCCACCUUCACCGAGCCACACGCCCAGGAGGCAGUCGCUGGAGGCGGCGAACCCGUUCGGCGGGUGCGGCGCGACGUGGGCGGCGCGGGGCGGGGUGCGCGCGAUGCUGGCGCCAGUGCUGCGGAGCGCACUGCCGCCCGACGCGCUGCUCGCGGCCGCAAGGGACUCCGCGCCCGACCUGGCGGCUAGCCUCUCCGCCUCGCAGAUACACGACAUGUUACAAGCGGUUCGUGAAGAGCUGUCAACGCUAGACGCAAGCGGUGAGGAGGGCGGGGAGGGUCGCGCAUGCGCACUCACCGCGUUGAUGUUGCACUGCUGUGCCGCUGCCCAACUCGCACAACAACGAGCUGCAGACUCUCUUACUUCUUAAACUGACCAAUCCACACGAUCUUGCAUGCACACAAUCCUGAAGCAUGAAAGUAAUGGUGUCCCCGCAACAAACGUGUAGCUCCACCUUUAUAGACUAUGGGUAAAUUGACUUGGUGUUACGAUGCAACUCUUUGCUUGUCGCUAUGAUGACCCUUGUUUCGUGAGAGCGGGAAAUUAUUUUGUACAGAUAAGAUAGACUCUGGCCUGCUCUUAAUAUGAUACCAUUAAAAUGCAUUGUUCAUUGUGA
Molecule: messenger RNA, 3599 nt
Organism: Zerene cesonia (dogface butterfly)
Lineage: Eukaryota; Metazoa; Arthropoda; Insecta; Lepidoptera; Pieridae
Gene: Pdzd8
Product: PDZ domain-containing protein 8
Exons: 15
Coding region: 492-3353 (953 amino acids)
Biological process (GO): mitochondrial calcium ion homeostasis
Cellular component (GO): mitochondria-associated endoplasmic reticulum membrane contact site
Molecular function (GO): protein binding; lipid binding
Source: RefSeq, a predicted model, not a curated record